UUCAGUCCAUAAUGUUUCAAGAAAUUUAAAAUCGUUUUGUUUAAAUAUUUCGAAUAAAUGACGUAAAAUUCGCAGAAUGGGUUGUGUGUGUUGUUCUUUAAGUUCAUUUGUAUCAAUUGUCCUAGAUGCCCUCGAAAGAAUAUCCCUAUGUACGGUAUGUGCAAUGUUGACGUGCUGUCUAAUGAUCACAAUAAUAAUUGUAAUGGUUCUUGGUGUUGGUAUCGGAUACCAUUAUUGUUUUGUACAAAAUUCUGUGGAAUCCAUGGCGAAAGCUGCCGAAGCCGCGGGAGCAUUGCGAUCAGGUCCUACAAAAGAUAAAGGUCACGUUAUGCGUUCGGUGGACAAGGCAGUUCAGCGCGGCUUCGCACAUCGUGUCGCGCGCAGAAAUAUCGAAGAUCCUCCUUAUUCGAAUACGAAGGCAAACACAACCUCUACAAUUAUUAACAUAUUGACAACGAAUGUUACUAAAUUUACUGCAAUUUGAAAAAUGCUCUAUUCCAUAGGAGUGUGUAAUUAUAAGAAAAUAAA
Vanessa atalanta (red admiral) is the source of this 528-nucleotide messenger RNA. RefSeq lists its product as uncharacterized. Bases 77 to 484 code for a protein of 135 amino acids. The record is from RefSeq and is a predicted model, not a curated record. Lineage: Eukaryota; Metazoa; Arthropoda; Insecta; Lepidoptera; Nymphalidae. The transcript is spliced from 3 exons.